AUGGCUGCGUGUGGAAAGAUGGCUGUUCUGGAUAAAGUCAUCCUGGUCCUGGCUCUCCGCUGGGCUUUGACAGCUGGUGACGACAGGUGGGAGGCGUUCUCACAGCCGGGGUGGCAGCAUGGAGCACGUGCAGACCAGGAGAACAGCAUCAUCGUGCUGCUGGCGCUGCGCCAGCGGAAUCUUGAUCUGCUAGAGAGCAGGGCCAAAGCAGUUUCCGAUCCCGGAAAUCGGGAAUAUGGCCGGUACCUGGAGAGGGAUGAGAUUUAUGGCAUCUCCGGGCCCUGGAAAUAUGAUGUGGACCUUGUCAAAAAGUUCUUUGCCCCACAUCCGGGAACCCUACAGUUCUCCUAUGGCGGAGAUUUUGCCCGAUACACAUGCACGAUACGCUGCAUUGAAAAGGUGUUCAAUACGAGCUUGACGAUACAGAAAGGCCCUGUGGCUCCUGGCACCACUCCCAUCCGCGCAUCGGAGCCAAUCCGACUGCCAGCUGAAAUGCAAAGAGCGCUGGAAGGCACAUCGCUGAAUGCACCCCUCUUCAUGCCGCCUCACCCAACGCAGCGCACGGAGUCGGCCUUCAAGUACCCCAAGUCAGGUCGAAAAGCCCCGAGGGUGCGCCCCUUCCUCCUUGCUGGGGACCAGUUUGUCAGCAUCCACUUUGUUGCGUACUGCAAAGAUCACUUCGUGAAUCAGGACAGCAUUGAGGAUGGCGUUUGCACCAGCAGCCCCCAUUCUGUUCUGAUCACCGCUUUUGACAUCAUUGUCCUACAAGCACAAACCAACACGCAAAAGGUUGUCAGACUUCCAGCAGUUCCUGAUGUCCUUGGCCAGAAGGUGGGGCGGACGGAUGAUGGAAAGCCUUGUGUGGAGUUUAAUGCCACGCUGGGAAGCGUCGCCAACUAUGCGAGUACCACAGUGAGAAUACGCUCCCUGUUCAGUGACGGCUCAGUUUCAGAUUUCAGCCAGGCUGAUGAGGUUCUUCCUGUCUGGCCUAUGGCGUAUACCACCCCUGCUCUGCUCUCGCGCAACUAUGGCAUUCCCAUGCACGAACCUGUUCGCCAUCCUCGGAACAGCAUUUCCGUCGCAGAGUUCCUUGGCCAAUAUUACAACCCAGAGGACCUCGAAUCCUUCUUCAAGCUCAUGGGCGUACGUGCAUGGAGCACGAAAGAGAAGCUUCAACUGAUCGGCGAGAACCUGCCGAUGGCAGGGUCCGUUCUGGGAGGAGAGGCUCAGCUUGACAUCCAAUACAUCACCGCCUUGGCUUCCAAUGUCUCGGCGCUCUUUUGGAGCGUUCCAUCUAUUGAGCUGGCCACAAGACAGGAGCCGUUUCUGGAUUGGCUCAUGCAGCUGGAGGACACCAGUGAUCAGGAGAUGCCCCUGGUUCAUUCCGUGUCCUACAGCGACGACGCGCUGACCAUGCCCUUGUGGUUCAAGCAGCGCAUCAAUGCGGAGUUCAUGAAGCUGGCCUUGAGGGGCAUCACGAUUCUUGUGGCCAGUGGCGAUGAUGGUGUCAGUGGAGGCUUCGUGGCCAAGUAUGGCAAGAAGUAUUGCGGGACCAACCGCGAGGAGUUCCCUUCUUCUUCUCCGUGGGUUACUGCGGUUGGCGGCACCCAGCUUGCUCAGGAGAAUGUCCCGGUCUGCGGCUACACAUCUGGAAAGGUAGUUGUACAGUGUCCCCAAGAUGGAGAGGUGGUGUGCACGUCCGACAAGGGUGGUGGAAUCACCUCUGGGGGAGGCUUCUCCGCCGACUUCCCACGUCCGUGGUACCAGCAUGAAGCCGUGGAGCACUACCUGAACCAAGAGGAUGGCCCAGUGCCAGACCAGGAUGUGCUGAAGUUUAACCGAUCCGGCCGCGCCUACCCAGACUUGGCAGCCAUCUCCAGCAACUACCUCGUUCUGAUGGGCGAUGACCUGCAACCGACUUCCGGCACUUCCGCCUCGACCCCACUGAUUGCUGCCAUGGUAGCACGCUGGAACGAAGACCGCCUCAUGAACCGACUGCCCCCGUUGGGAUUCCUCAACCCCCUGAUCUACCAGAUCUUCUCCAAGCACCCCAGCGCCUUCAAUGACGUGCAGAUUGGAGACAACCGCUGCUCAAGGUCCACCUGCUGCGACGUCGGCUUCCGCGCAGCCCGAGGCUGGGAUGCUGCCAGUGGAGUGGGCACGCCACAGUUUAAGACCAUUGCCGCGAUUCUGCGUGAGGAGGCGCUCCUGGCAUUUGGUGGCCGCUUCGGGCGGAUGGCCCCGAUUGCCAUGUCUGAAAGCACUUCAGGAAGCGGCAUGGGAGGCGACCUUGCCUCGGUCGGCUUGAUCCCUCUCUUGGCGUUUCAGUCUCUGGUGACUGGACUCGCCACCUUGGCGGCUGUUUGGGCCUGCGGCCACUGCGGACGCCGGGGCUCGGGAAGCGCCGAAGCACUGGGAGCAAGACGUCCGCUGUUGAGCGCAGCGUGA
This is a messenger RNA of Symbiodinium natans, 2448 nucleotides long. The record is from the annotation of a GenBank genome assembly. Lineage: Eukaryota; Dinophyceae; Suessiales; Symbiodiniaceae.